AUGCUGAAAGAAAAUCAGCGCAUUCAAUCCACCAUAGAGGGUAUCACUAGAAGAUACACUUCGGAAGAAGAACAUGGGCUUGGUCUACCGGCGUCCCUGGCGCAGUUUGACCCCAAGUCGCAACAAUUCGUCGCCGCUAAGUUUGAAUCUAAAAUAAAGGACAUUGAGAAAAUCUCUCAACGGCAGGCUGUGGUUACUGAAGAAGAACAAAAGUUUAUUCAGGCGCUACGGGACUAUGAGAAAGAUGCAAAACCAAAGUACAGAACCGGCGUCAAAAUUGAUGAAAUACACACAUUGGCCGAUGUGUGGGAAAUGCUUGAUACAGCAGUCGACGACUACGAGAAAGGAAAGAAAGCUGGGGUCUGGGGUCGAGUCCGAAAAGCGUUCGGGGGAUUAGGCGAGAACGGAGCAGCCGUCGAGCAGUGGCUAGGACUGCUACCAACUGAGUCCCAGUAUAUGUCUGUUGUCUGUGGAGGGAUCAAAUUGAUUCUCAAGGCUGCUGAGAGAAUGAAAAGCAUCCAGGAAGCCACUCUCAGCGGGCUCCACGAUAUUCCAGUCUUAUUAAAUGGAGCGCAACGAGUUCUUGGAAUAUACAGAUCCUCUCAGCGACUUAUAGAUCUGAGUGAUGCGCUUUACGCGGCGACUCUAACAACCUUAGGCCAUUUACUGCAUUACAUCAGCCGGAAGUCCACAAAGCGAGCUAUAGAGGCAUUAUUCAAACAGUCCAGCUUCGAAGAAGAUCUCAUGGGAAAAUUGGGUGACAUGCGAAAAUGUCGAGACGCCUUCAAUGAAGAGGCCAGGAUUUGCGCUUUGGAGAUGCAAGAAAGUUGUGAGAGCAUGCUGCAAGAAACCAGCAGUGGUACCAGAGACAUCAAGGAAGAAAUUGACAGUAUGAAAGUCUUCAUGCUAUUGACGCACAAAGAGCAGAUUAGGUCGCAGCAGUUCCUUCGAGAAGAAGCUCUAUGGGCGCGUGAAAGCAAUAAGCGCAAGGAAGAAAGAGAUGAAUCAAUGCUUUUCAUACUGAAUGAACUGUAUGGAGCACUGAAGAGUAUGCCAUUGGUAAUAAGAGAAGCCUGGGCAAGGAACCAACCAUAUGAUGCGGCAUAUGUCCCUCUGAUGUGUUUAUCUGCCAAUGCACCAGAGGCGACAGGUCAAAAAUAUACCCAAAGUGACUUGCACCAUAUAAUCCUGUCAAGGCUUGAUUUCAACGCGAAACGGAUUCAACUUGACGUCGAAGAGAACUACGAGCACGGUUACACAUUACUUUUGAGCGAGCAAGAUUGCUGUGUGUACGCACUGUCCUCAAGCGACCUGGCCUCAUGGAUCACAUCUCCAGCUUCCCGCAUCCUGGUCAUCAACGGGAACAUGGACAGCGCACAGCUUCACUCCCCACUGAGCUUCUUGUCUGCCAGACUUGUUUAUACACUGGAUUUGCUACGAGAGAGAAAUUCCAAGGGCAAACAUCAAGUUGCAGCUGUGCAUUUCUUCUGUGGUGAGCACACGGAUCGCGAGGAUACUAUGAAUUCCGCAACCGCGAUUAUCAAUAAUCUGCUUGCGCAGCUGCUUUCUUCAUUCAAGGACACCAAUCUGGAGCGUCUGGUCGCUCUCGGUGAUUUCGAAAAUAACAGUCUAGAUGAUGUCUUGCGGCGAUUCAAAACUGCCUUGAAACUUCUCCACUCGACAGCCGUUGUCUUUUGUAUUGUGGAUAAUCUGCCAUUCUAUCUUUUCAGUGAGCAGACAUCCGAGCACACGCAGAUCUUGGUUCGAUGCUUAAUCAGACUAGCACACAGACAAAGAAAACUACAAGAAAAAUCAGGGCAAGGUUGUACAUUCAAGUUGCUACUUACCGCUCCAAUGCAAUUCAUGGGAUCGGAGUUCAGUCUACUCAAAGAUGACGAAGUUAUGAACAUGCCAGUACCUGUCCCCCAAAGUGGAGGCUUCACAAACAUGAAAUGGGAGUUGGAUGUGGGGUCAGAAGUAGCCAGAAUAGCUUGA
Messenger RNA from Penicillium nucicola, 1995 nucleotides. RefSeq lists its product as uncharacterized. The coding region runs from base 1 to 1995 and encodes 664 amino acids. The transcript has 5 exons. The record is from RefSeq and is a predicted model, not a curated record. NCBI's taxonomy places the organism in Eukaryota, Fungi, Ascomycota, Eurotiomycetes, Eurotiales, Aspergillaceae.